Messenger RNA from Ficedula albicollis (Collared flycatcher), 2551 nucleotides. It is a transcript of the gene DOC2B, whose product is annotated as double C2 domain beta. Gene Ontology annotation, cellular component: membrane. The record is from RefSeq and is a predicted model, not a curated record. The transcript is spliced from 10 exons. The coding region runs from base 148 to 1344 and encodes 398 amino acids. Lineage: Eukaryota; Metazoa; Chordata; Aves; Passeriformes; Muscicapidae.
GCCGAGGCGCAGGGCGCGACAACCACGUAAGGGACCGGCCCGAGCCUCCCUCCCCAGGCACCUGCGCAUCCCCCGGCCGAAACUUCCCUCUCCCGCACGGUCCGGGCUUCUCCGGGGUGGGGGGGCUUGGCAGCGACAGCCGCAUGCAUGACACUCCGCAAAGGAGAGAAAAUGACCAUAAGCAUCCAGGAGCACAUGGCCAUUGACGUCUGCCCCGGCCCCAUCAAGCCCAUCAAGCAGAUCUCCGACUAUUUCCCCCGCUUCCCCCGCGGGCUCCCCGCCGACGUCGCCCCCCCCCCCCCCCCCCCCCCCCCCCCCCCCCAGCCCUCGGCCAGCCCGGGCCAGGCGCCCCGGGACGAGGAGGAGGAUGUGGACCAGCUCUUCGGAGCGCACGGAGCGACGCCCGCAGAGCAGCCGGCCAAGAGCCCAGCGCCCGAGGAGCUGGUGGACCCCGAGGGCUACGAGUCCGACGAUUGCACCGCGCUGGGGACGCUGGAUUUCAGUUUGCUCUACGAUCAGGAGAACAACGCUCUCCACUGCACCAUCAACAAGGCCAAGGGCCUGAAGCCAAUGGACCACAAUGGUUUGGCUGAUCCCUAUGUCAAGCUGCACUUGCUCCCUGGAGCCAGCAAGGCCAACAAGCUGAGAACCAAAACGCUGCGGAACACCCUGAACCCCACCUGGAACGAGACCCUGACCUACUACGGCAUCACCGACGAGGACAUGAUCCGCAAGACGCUGCGGAUCUCGGUGUGUGACGAGGACAAGUUCCGCCACAACGAGUUCAUCGGGGAGACGCGCAUCCCGCUCAAGAAACUGAAACCCAACCAGACCAAAAACUUCAACAUCUGCCUGGAGAAGCAGCUGCCGGUAGAUAAAACAGAGGACAAGUCUCUGGAGGAGCGGGGCAGGAUCCUCAUCUCGCUCAAGUACAGCUCUCAGAAGCAGGGGCUGCAGGUGGGGAUCCUGCGCUGCGCACACCUGGCGGCCAUGGACGCCAACGGCUACUCCGACCCCUACGUCAAAAUAUACUUGAAGCCAGAUGAGGACAAGAAGUCCAAGCACAAGACGGCGGUGAAGAAGAAAACGCUGAACCCCGAGUUCAAUGAGGAGUUUUUCUAUGAGAUAAAGCACGGAGACCUGGCAAAGAAGACCUUGGAAGUCACAGUGUGGGACUAUGAUAUUGGGAAAUCCAACGACUUCAUAGGCGGAGUCGUGUUAGGAAUUAACGCCAAAGGGGAGAGGCUCAAGCACUGGUUCGACUGCCUGAAAAACAAGGACAAGAAAAUCGAGCGCUGGCACACGCUGACCAACGAGCUGCCGGGCGCCGUGCUCAGCGACUGAGGGUCACAGCCCCACGGCCUUUGGGCUCCUGCCAGCUGUGGAGACGGGGGAUGCCAGGCCAGCCAGGACAGCAGGACACCCCCAGCAGGGCCUGGCUGCAGGGAAGCCUUUCCCAGGGAAGAAGGCACAGGUGGUUUUGCUCUGGCGGCUUUUUCCGGAACGCCCCUUUGCGCUCCCAGCCCCACUCUCGAGCAUGCACGUGCACACUCACACUCACACUCACACUCAGGUGUGCACCCCUGCAUGCACUGCAGUCUGCCUCCUCUCCCAGAUCCUGGCUGUACUCAGUUACCUUCUUGCUGCCUUGCAAGUCAGUGGGAAAAAAAAAAAAAAAAAAAAAAAAAAAAAAAAAAAAAAAAAAAAAGAAUGCGUCCGUCCGCGUCCGUGUGUCCGGCAUCGGCAAAAGGCGUCCUGAAAACACCAAACUGGAACUGCCUCCUGGAGGCAGCUUGUGCCAUAUCUCCGGUGGUUUGUCAGUCUCUGUGGUUUGGGCCUAAGCAUUUAAACAUUUAGAGCUCCUCUGUUGGAAUGAUUGUGUCCCUGGUGAACCUGGAAAGAGUGUUUGCUUUCCUUCCAGGAGUGUUGUGCUCGUCCUCUCCAGUCCCUCCCGUGGAGGCAGCAGAGCUGUGCACGCCACAGCUUUUCCUCCUGGCAUCAGCUUCACGUUUUGGGAGGCAAAAAUGCAGAGCUGCCUGGAACAGCCUGGCUGUUCCUGCUCCCCAGGAGCUGCUUUCCUAAUGAAACCACUCCAUGCAGCAGCACGGCUGUUUCUCCAGCAAAGCCAGCUUUCAGGCUGAAUUUUUCUGUCAUUUUUUCCCUUUUUCAUCCCUUUCCAGCUCAUCCAUUAAAUAAUGAGGAUGCUGAGCCUCGGAGCUGAGCUGGAGUUGUGUUUGUAGCUCGCCGUGGCCGUGAGGUUGAUUCAUUUUCUGCCUCAGACAGCGUCCAAACCAAAUAAAUUUCUGUCUAUGGCACUGUAAUAUUAAUAUGGCACAGUAAUAAUAUAUUUAUAUUAUAAUAAUCUCAGAUAUCAUCCUCUGUGAUCCACCUUGGCUGAUCUCUCCGUCAGACACCCAGUGGGAUGAGCUAAACCUUUCUAGGAAAUGCUGCACCAUUCCCUGAAUUUUUUGAAGCCUUUAAAUAAAGAUUUCUUAGGAAAAGCUGCUCCUUCCCCACGAGUCUCAGUUACCCUCAGCUCCCAAGCCCUGUA